GGGAACGUCAGUUGUGCGACGGCUGUCGAGAACUCGAGAUUGACAUUUCUUUGACGUACGCUCGUGUUUAUUUUGGCGCGAGAUGUCAUCUAAUAAAAAUAGUGAAAAUUAUCAAAAUGAUAGCAAGUUGAAUGGUUUGAGUGCAGCUUUAGUGGAUAAGGGUUUGACUCCGUUGAGUGGGAGGUAUCGGUCGAAAAGUUUGUCGAGUGAUAAGUUGAAUAAGACGAACGCCGACCGAGCCGCUAUAUUGGAGGAUGUUGAAGCACAUUACAUUACGGACAAAUUAGAAACGCCUGGUUGUUUGGUUAAAAAUAAAAUUAUGGAGCAAGGAACGCAAUCUACGUUAAACGGAUUCAAAGAGGGUAAGGCGACUUAUGGAACAGACAGUCCAGCACGCGGUAGGCGUGUCAUAUUCUGCGUCCACGGAAAUCCCUCCACUGGCUGCUGUGCGGUAAUAGAAACAAGUGCGGAUGGUGAUGAUGGUGAAAUACGCAACGGCAGUAUAAGUGAAGUAGAACGACAUUGUCACAGAUCAAGAAAUGAAGAAAUAGAUAAGAGAGCACGAAGAAAAUUAAUAAUAGCUAGUGUAUUAUGUGUAAUAUUUAUGAUAGGAGAAAUUGUUGGUGGUUAUUUAUCAAACAGUCUCGCGAUAGCGACGGAUGCUGCACAUCUAUUAACAGACUUCGCUAGUUUUAUGAUAUCAUUGUUUUCAUUAUGGGUCGCAAGUAGACCUGCCACGAGAAGAAUGCCCUUCGGGUGGUACAGGGCGGAAGUAAUAGGUGCUCUUACAUCGGUUCUUUUAAUCUGGGUGGUAACUGGCGUGCUAGUGUACAUGGCAGUGCAAAGAGUAAUUUACAAGGAAUUCGAGAUUAACGCCACUGUCAUGCUUAUUACCUCUGCUGUGGGAGUAGCAGUUAAUCUUGUCAUGGGUCUAACCUUACACCAGCAUGGUCACAGUCACGGAGGCGGCGGUGGUCACGGACAUUCUCAUGGAGGAAACAAUCCUGUACUCAAUAAUAAAAAGGAACGUUCAGAUUCGGACGCGGAGAGUUCAUCUUCCCACCAACAUGAUCAUCACGCUGAGAACAUCAACGUUCGAGCCGCUUUUAUACAUGUGCUUGGAGAUUUCUUGCAGAGCUUCGGAGUAAUGAUCGCAGCUAUCGUUAUAUACUUUAAGCCUGAAUGGAAUCUAGUGGAUCCGAUCUGCACGUUCCUCUUUUCCGUGCUGGUCCUAAUCACGACAUUCAACAUAAUCAAGGAUACAUUGCUCGUAUUGAUGGAGGGAUCACCUAGAGGUCUUGAUUUCCAGGAAGUCGCAAACACCUUCCUAUCACUACCGGGUGUUGUCAGAAUACACAACUUGAGGAUGUGGGCUCUGUCAUUGGACAAGACUGCAUUAUCUGCUCAUCUUGCUAUUCGAAACGGCGUUAGUCCGCAAAAAGUUCUGGAACAAGCCACGCGAUUGGUUCACGAUAAGUAUAACUUUUUCGAAAUGACUCUCCAGAUUGAAGAGUUCAAUGACGGCAUGGAGGAGUGCAGUCAGUGUAAGAUGCCGCAGUCCUGAUUAAAGAGUAAUCUUGUAGUAUUGAAACUAUAGAGGCUGAUGUAGAGAAGUAAACUUAAUUUAAAUGCAAAUAACGUUCUUGAAUAAUAAUUUUGGUAAGGAAAAUUUUCUUCCGACAUCUUUACCUCGGUACCGUAUCUAACACACUCGUUGGUAGAGUUACCAAAUACAAACAAGAUGAUGUGUAAAUGUCAAGUAGGAUUAUAUUUGCUAGUAAUAUUUUGAGCUGUAUUAUUUAUUGUCUCGACAAUUGUAAUUCGAAUUUGUAAACUAAUCUAUUUGUAUUCUGUUGCCAAAAAAAAGGUUAAACCUUAGUAGAUUGUAAAGUAUCUAUUGUUAUUAUAAAUUGUUUCCGAUUCAACUAUAUUAUUUAUUUAUAUUUUAUCUUUAAAUUGUAUUAAAUUAACCUUUUUCGUUCAAGCAGUCCCGUUUUCAUAAAUUCAUUCAACGAUAAACGAUGUUUAAAUUUGUUUGAAUUUGUUGAUGAGAGAUCAAAUAUGUUUAAAUGAUAAAUUCUUUGUAUGAAUGAAAACAUUAAUAUUUGUCUGUGAUUUACGUAGUUCAUUCGUUCAUUAUUUACUUAUUUCAUUCGAUACAUUUGACUACCUUUAACCAAAAUACUUAUUUAAAAAACUAUAACUAUACGAAUUUUUGUUUUACGACAAUAGUAUUUGUUUCAUUAAACAAAAUUAAACUUCUCCAAAGUGUCAUAAAAAUGGUUGCUCGAUAAUACUCGAUUCCCCAAUUAAAAUAGUUAAAGGUAAGCCAAAACUGCUCAAGUAUUCGUCGAAUUGUAUAAAUAAAUUUAAAAUCGGAAAUAGUUUUACCACAAAAUGUAUUUUAGUGUAAAAUUGAUAUUUGUAUAUUAAACGUUAUGCUAAUUAUAAUAAAGAAUAUUUUUAAAUUAACCAA
Messenger RNA from Vanessa atalanta (red admiral), 2476 nucleotides. Its product is annotated as zinc transporter 2-like. The transcript has 10 exons. Gene Ontology annotation, molecular function: zinc ion transmembrane transporter activity. The record is from RefSeq and is a predicted model, not a curated record. Bases 83 to 1564 code for a protein of 493 amino acids. Gene Ontology annotation, biological process: zinc ion transmembrane transport; response to zinc ion. Gene Ontology annotation, cellular component: plasma membrane. Lineage: Eukaryota; Metazoa; Arthropoda; Insecta; Lepidoptera; Nymphalidae.